This is a messenger RNA of Strongylocentrotus purpuratus (purple sea urchin), 3955 nucleotides long. RefSeq names its product zinc finger protein 271. The record is from RefSeq and is a predicted model, not a curated record. Gene Ontology annotation, biological process: regulation of transcription by RNA polymerase II. Gene Ontology annotation, cellular component: nucleus. NCBI's taxonomy places the organism in Eukaryota, Metazoa, Echinodermata, Echinoidea, Camarodonta, Strongylocentrotidae. The transcript is spliced from 8 exons. Gene Ontology annotation, molecular function: RNA polymerase II cis-regulatory region sequence-specific DNA binding; DNA-binding transcription activator activity, RNA polymerase II-specific. The coding region runs from base 102 to 3092 and encodes 996 amino acids.
CUCAUAUUUUCAACACCACAAGGUUUUUAUUCACUCCCUCUUACACCUCGGUCGAGUCAACAACUCCUGUUUACAUCUCAGUUGAGUCAACACGUCUCUGCAUGAUUUCCUCUCCGGGCUUUAUUCUUCCGUGCCCAUUACCUCUUUUACAGCAUGUCAACUCUUUUUCUGCCGUCCUCAACGGGCUGGCAGUUUUCCUGUGGACCGUUUUAAUAAGGACCGACAUGGCGCCUAAUUCUCUUCUGGGAGCCUUUCACCCACAUGAGCUCGACUCAGCUCAUCUAAACAUUCAUCAUAAAAGGUCGGCGCAUCAAUCGAGCGACUCACUGCUCAGCACCACUACCGGCUCUGAUGUCUGCAUUUCUACCUUGGCCACCGACAUCGAACAACUCACUGUUACAUCGUCGAGCGCCACAUUCCUCUCUUCUCUUCUCGCCUGUGAGUUGCUUCAUCAUCAUCAUCACGAGCGUCGGCGUCGCGUUCUUCGCGGCUCUGCAGCCACGUCAAUGAAGUUGCGUUUCCGCCAUCAAGCCUCCGCACCAUCAUCGCAUAACAUGGCGAUGAAGUAUGCUUGUUGGACGUCUAUCUCAAGUACAGAUGGAAGAGAGGGAACUCUUCAGUCAUCACAGGAACAUGAUGAAGGAAACAUCCGCAUCAAGGAGGAAGGAGAAAUUAAGAAGGAGACGUGUCUUUCCAUUCCAGGUUCAGAUAGACUGAUAUAUGAGGGUCAGCUUGUAACUCAUGAUGGCCUGGUCUUCACCAUCAAACCAGAAGUUGACACAGACAUGUUUGAAUCCCUCUCAAGUACAGAAGGACAAGACCUAUCGACUGAACAAGAAAUGGUCUAUGCCACCAUAAAGCAAGUAAACAAAGAAGAGAUAUUUGAACCUAUUACAACUCACGGUGAAGGAGGAGGAGAAACUGAGCAAUCAAUUCCUGAAGGCUUGGUCUUCACCAUCAAACAAGAAGUUGACACAGACAUGUUUGAAUCCCUCUCAAGUGCAGAAGGACAAGACCCAUCGACUGAACAAGAAAUGGUCAAUGCCACCAUAAAGCAGGAAGACAAGGAAGAGAUAUUUGAACCUAUUACAACUCAAGGUGAAGGAGCAGGAGAAAAUGAGCAAUCAAUUCUUGAAGAGUUGGACAAUGGACAAGACAAUAUACACCCACAUAUAACAUCAUGCAGUGGAGAGAAGUCCCAUCUGUGUUUACAUUGCAGUAAGACAUUUACAGAUGAGAACACUCUUAUACUACAUCAGAAAACACACCAGGUCGACUAUGAGCUUACUAGCCACCUUCGAACACAAACUCAAGAGAAACCUUUCAACUUUUCCCAGUGUGACAAGGAUUUUCCUUGCCAAAGUAAUCUAGGAAAGCAUCUAAGGACGCAUACAGGUGAAAAGCCUUUUCAAUGUUCCCAUUGUUGUAAGACAUUUUCUCAAAAGAAUGAGCUUACUAGCCACCUUAGAACACAUAGAGGAGAAAAACCCAACAAGUGUUCCCAGUGUGAUAAGGUUUUUACUUGCCAAAGUAAUCUGACUACCCAUUUAAAAACACACAGUGGAGAAAAGCCUUACCGAUGUCCCAAUUGUGAUAAAGGAUUUUCUGAAAAGAAUCAUCUUACUCGUCACCUUAGAACACAUACAGGAGAGAAACCAUUUAAGUGUUCUCAGUGUGAUACAGAUUUUGGUCGAAGAAGUUCCCGUAUUAGACAUUUAAGAACACACAGUGGAGAAAAGCCUGAUCAAUGUUCCCAUUGUGAUAAGACAUUUGCUCAAAAGACUCAUCUUACUAGCAACCUUAUAAGACAAACAGGAGAGAAAGCCUUCAAGUGUUCCCAGUGUGAUGAGGGUUUUUCGGAAAGAAGUACCCUCAUUAGACAUCUUAGAACACAUACAGGAGAGAAACCGAACAAGUGUUUCCAAUGUGAUAAGGUUUUUACUUGCCAAAGUAAUCUGACUACCCAUUUAAGAACACACAGUGGAGAAAAGCCUUACCGAUGUCCCAAUUGUGAUAAAGGAUUUUCUGAAAAGAAUCAUCUUACUCGUCACCUUAGAACACAUACAGGAGAGAAACCAUUUAAGUGUUCUCAGUGUGAUACAGAUUUUGGUCGAAGAAGUUCCCUUAUCAGACAUUUGAGAACACACAGUGGAGAAAAGCCUGAUCAAUGUUCCCAUUGUGAUAAGACAUUUGCUCAAAAGACUCAUCUUACUAGCCACCUUAUAAGACAAACAGGAGAGAAAGCCUUCAAGUGUUCCCAGUGUGAUGAGGGUUUUUCGGAAAGAAGUACCCUCAUUAGACAUCUUAGAACACAUACAGGAGAAAAACCCAACAAGUGUUUCCAGUGUGAUAAGAUUUUUACUUGCCAAAGUAAUCUGACUACCCAUUUAAGAACACACAGUGGAGAAAAGCCUUACCAAUGUCCUAAUUGUGAUAAAGGAUUUUCUGAAAAGAAGAAUCUUACUCGUCACCUUAGAACACAUACAGGAGAGAAACCAUUUAAGUGUUCUCAGUGUGAUACAGAUUUUGCUGAAAGAGGUACCCUUAUUAGACAUUUAAGAACACACAGUGGAGAAAAGCCUGAUCAAUGUUCCCAUUGUGAUAAGACAUUUGCUCAAAAGACUAUUCUUACUAGCCACCUUAGAAGACAUACAGGAGAGAAGCCUUUCAAGUGUUCCCAGUGUGAGAAGGGUUUUUCUCAAAGAAGUCUACUUACAAGACAUUUAAGAACACAUAGUGGAGAAAAGCCUUUUCGAUGUCCUAAUUGUGAUAAAGGAUUUUCUGAAAAGAAGAAUCUUACACGUCACCUUAGAACACAUACAGGAGAGAAACCAUUUAAGUGUUCUCAGUGUGAUACAGGUUUUGCUCAAAGAGGUACCCUUAUUAAACAUUUAAGAACACACAGUGGAGAAAAGCCUUAUCAAUGUUCCCAUUGUGAUAAGAUAUUUGCUCAAAAGACUAUUCUUACUAGCCACCUUAGAAGACAUACAGGAGAGAAGCCUUUCAAGUGUUCCCAGUGUGAUAAGGGUUUUUCUCAAAGAAGUCACCUUACGAGACAUUUAAGAACACACAGUGGAGAAAAGCCUCAUUGAUGUUUCCAUUGUGUACUAGAAAAAAAACAUAAAAAUGUCCCAAUUGUUAUAUCAGAUUUUCUUAUAAAAAGGAUGUUAUUAGCUAGCUUAGAUAACAUUCAGGGGGAAACCCUUUAAUUGUUCCUUUUGUGAUACAGGUGUUUCUGAACGAGGCCAUCUUACCUGUCAUGUUUAUAGGACACACACACUAGAGAAAAACCUUAUAAAUGUUGUGAUUGUAAUAAGAUUUUUUUUUUAUAAAAGGGAUGUUACUAGCCACCGUAGGACCAUACAGGAGAGAGACACUUCAAGUGCUCACAAGGCAUAUAAGAACACUCAUAAACCCUAUAGAUGUUACAAUUGUAUUAAGAGAUUUUCUUUUAACACUAAUCUCACUGGUUAUCUGAGAAUACAUACUGGAGAAAAGCCAUUUAAUGUUCACUUUGUUCUAAAAGGGAUUGUUAUUGUUCAUACAGUCAUGAUCUUGCUAAUUGCCUGAUAACACACGGAGUAGAAAUGCCAUAUAAAUGUUGUAAAUAUAAUAAAAGAAUUUUGUUGUUUAAGUGAUUUUAAAAAAAAUAUAUAAUUCUAAGUUUAUUGCUUCAAAUCUGAAUACAUAAAAAUCAGUUUGUGAAGGACAUUUACAUAAUAAGGAGUGGUACAUUAUGAAAUAUAGCUUACAGAAUACAUUGAAGAUAACAUUGAUAACAAUUUUACAUACUUGUUUUGCCAUUUCAAUGUAUGUUCAGCAUUUGUCCUUGUUUAUGGCAAUAACCCUUUCCACUUUUUCUAAAUAAAUCAUUUCCAACUUGAGCUGUAUAAAUCUUAAGUUAUUUUCUUUGCAUUUUUUUUGAAAAAUAAAGUGUUGACCAUACAUAACAAAA